Messenger RNA from Chiloscyllium plagiosum (whitespotted bambooshark), 1052 nucleotides. RefSeq names its product grifin. Lineage: Eukaryota; Metazoa; Chordata; Chondrichthyes; Orectolobiformes; Hemiscylliidae. The record is from RefSeq and is a predicted model, not a curated record. Gene Ontology annotation, molecular function: carbohydrate binding.
CACGUGGUACCAAUCCGUCUUUAUAUUUGCUUCCCAGCUGGAACCGGCGUGAGACCAGAUUCUCAGUGCACAGCUGGAUCAGAACAGACACAAUGGCUUUAAAGUUUGAAGCCGUGUGUCCUGAGGGCCUGUGUCCUGGUUGGAAUGUGACUCUGAAGGGUGAACCAAGUCUAGAAGCCAAAAGGUUUGAAAUCAAUUUUGUGCGCGACAGUACUGAAGAAAUAGCAUUCCAUUUUAACCCACGUUUUACUGAGUCAUCACUGGUGUGUAAUUCCUACCUGGCUAACAAGUGGGGUAAGGAGGAACGAGUCACCUCAUGUCCACUUGAGGUUGAGGAGCCAUUCCAGGUUGAUAUUUAUUCUGAUGAGGAAUAUUUUCAUGUCCUGCUUGAUGGGACUGCUGUUUGUCAGUUCAAACAUCGCAUUGAGGAACUCAGUUCUAUCACCAAGAUGCAGGUGCUGCAUGAUGUCAAUGUUUCCUCAGUAGAAUUUACCAAAAAAGCCUUUUGGUAAUUGUCAUGCGAAAGCCAGGAAUGAAGAGAUGCUCAUAUCAAAUAAAUCGAGAUAAGAAAAGUUCGACUUUGGACACUACAGUGUUCAUGAAAAGGAAAAACCUGUUUAUGAACUGUCGAGUCUUAUUGAAAAAUUAUAUCAAAACAAGAUCCGAUUAUGUUGAUCCAUAUACGGCAGUGACCUACUUCAAAAGAUCAAAAACACCAAUGGCUUAUAUGCAUUGUUGACUGAAACCUUACACUUACAUUUACAACUUGUACUAGUAUAACUAAAAUAUCCAUUCAGCAAGCUGAGCUGGAGAGAAAAUAAACUCCUUUUUACAGGUAAAGAAAAUAAAAUGUAACAAGUAGUUAUUAAAAUAAUUAUGAAUUUGAUGACACAUUGAUCAUUAGACAUAUUGUUAAAAUAUUUUCCUUCACACAUAAGGGGCUAGGAACAGUUUCUUAUCAUUAUCUUAAAUACAAUUCUUUACAGUAUAUUGUGUAUAUGAAUCAACAUGUAUCUCAAUGAUAUAAAGGAAUACUUUGGAUUUACUUUUAA